Cydia splendana is the source of this 1287-nucleotide messenger RNA. RefSeq lists its product as uncharacterized. The record is from RefSeq and is a predicted model, not a curated record. The transcript has a single exon. Gene Ontology annotation, cellular component: membrane. NCBI's taxonomy places the organism in Eukaryota, Metazoa, Arthropoda, Insecta, Lepidoptera, Tortricidae. Bases 282 to 1097 code for a protein of 271 amino acids.
UGAAACUUGUUGAGCUUCCAAUCUGCACUAAAGUCAUGAAUGAACGCAAAAACAAGUGCCAGACACGAAUCCGCGACCUUUACGAUUUCCGCUUACGUUUCAAGUAAUAACAUGGGCUUUCACAUUAAUGCAACGUCUUAUGAAACCUGGACCACACUUUUACUUCCAGACCGAAGAAAGUCCAUUCUGUGAUUUCGGUGAGUUUUUUCAACAGGCGAGGGAAGGAGGGUAUUUAAGCUACAGCGAAUCGCGAGCGCGCCAGUGUAGUGCACGAACUUAGUAUGUGGCGGACUUGUGUUGUUCUCGCGCUCGCGUCGGCGUGCGUCGCGCUCCCGGCCCAAGAUACGGGACACUCGGAAAACGACCUGGAUGGAUUGAAUGACUGCUUGCGGAAGGAUUCCACGUCAUGUUUGAAAUACAAGUUCUUCUCUUUCGUCGACAAGAUGAUCGGACAGAAGGACAGCUUCGCCCUAUCCGAUGGAGUCACUGUUGUGAGAGCUACCGAUGCUCCUCAAGAAACUGGUGCGCCGCGAUCUUUGGAUCCUCUUUCGAGAUUAAAGAGAUAUUUGGACACGCACUCCAUCCGCGUUGAAUUGAAAGGAUCUGAUGUUGUGGAUACAGUUUCGAGCGUAGGACGAGCUUUGGAAGAAACAGUUUCUUCGUACACGGAAGACAAUGAGGUUUCAGAAGAGAGUAGGGGGAAGAAAAAGAAGGCGCAGAAGAUUCUCGGGCCGCUGAUGAUGGCUUUGGCGAUGAAGCUGAUGGCGUUGAUGCCGCUGGCUAUUGGAGCGAUCGCGUUGAUUGCUGGAAAGGCGUUGCUGAUUGGCAAGUUGGCUUUGGUCCUGUCGGCGAUUAUUGGUCUGAAGAAGUUGUUGUCCCAGCAGAAGCACGUGACGUAUGAAGUAGUGGCGCACCCUCAUCAUAGCUCCAGUCACACGUCAAGCCACGACUACGGUGGUUCCAGUGGUUACGGUGGUGACUCCUCUGGAGGAUCUGGAGGAUACGGCGGCAGUGCUAGCAGUGGUCACAGCAGCGGCGGCUGGGGCAGGUCUAUAGAUGCACAGAGCCUAGCGUAUUCAGGCCAAAAGCCCCAGUGAAAUGCCCUAGAUGUAUGACCUAGUUUCGAGAUUUCUCGUACACACCCAUCGUUAAAUUAUUAACUUAUUUCGCUAUUUAUAGAGUGUGAUUGUUUAUUUAUUGACUGAUUUGUUAAGUUUUUCUUUCGCUCAAAUUUAUUUAGUCAUCUUUCGUAACCUUUUAUAAGGUUAUCGAGUAACUAUUAUUUAU